CAGACUUACUGACGCAUGUGAACAAAGUUAAUGUAACACUUGAAAAUUAUCGCAGCUGAUUUGCUGUUUAAAAUGUUCUAAGAACCCAGGAAAGUUUCCGACCUCCCUGGUAUUUACUGAGAAAGGCAGUACUGUCGUUGAAGUACCACUACCGGCGUCCACCGCUUUAGCUGUAUAGCCAUGUUGUUGACAGAAUGUAUUAUACGUUUAUUAUAAUACAUGUCGAAUAGAAAAGAGAUUAAAAAGCCAUGUCCCCAUCACAUUGAUAUACAAUUACAGUUUAUGUUUUGAAAGCAAUAAUAGUGAGGUUAUCCAACUUGAUGACCCUCGUUAUCAGUUGCUAACGCACACAAAACUAUCGGUGGGGUCUUGUUAUUCAAUUAACGCCUGUUGAAACAGUCUCUAUACAGGCACCAUUGCACUACAUCAGCAUCAAAUAGUACACAGAAGCACAUUUUCAGAAACAAUCAUGGCAACAGGUGGUAACAUAGCUUUGUUAUCUGUAUCAAACAAAAUUGGUCUGGUAGAAUUGGGCAAAAACCUGCAUGGUCUAGGGUAUACUUUGGUAGGUAGUGGUGGUACAGCAUCAAUUUUGAGAGGAGCAGGACUACCGAUCAAAGAUGUUGCUGAAAUUUCUGGAGCACCAGAAAUCCUUGGCGGCAGGGUAAAAACAUUACAUCCUGCUGUACAUGGUGGAAUUUUAGCCAGGUAAUCGGUUUUAGGCGCUUUCAAGCGUAGUAUUUAUUGAUUGUCUACACUUUUAUCUAGACUAUGUAGAUACUGCAUAGACAAUGCAAUCAGUAGCAUAUCUAAGUGAGGAAUAGCCAUGUGGAAAAACUCACCAUUUUUCUGGAUAAAAGCAUUCAUUACAAUAUUAUUUUUGUCUAUAUAGUCGAGCAAGUAACCAACAAAGAAAUUGAUAGAAUACACUUUACUGUAGGUUAAGUAAACACAAUUGAAUAUCCUUCAAGUGGAGAUAAAUGUGAAUAAAUUAGUAGUAACAGAUGUCGCUAAUUGCGAACGUUGCAGGCAAUAAAUAAAUAAGCCCAUUUAUAAAUUUCAAUCCGCCCAGUAGAACAAAUACCUGAUUUGGUGACAUCUUCAGACUGCUAUUGUUAAAAACUUGAAAAGCAUCAUAUAAACAAUAAUGGGCUAGGUAUAAUCUACAAUGCAAUAUACAUGGCCUACAUGAAUAUCAAGUUGUUUACAGAUCUAAUUCACUACUGCAGGUAAUAUCAACUCAAAAUAUUUAAUUAUGCACAUUACAUCAAACGAGGGGUUUUACUGAGCGUUUUGGCUACUUUAUCGCUUUUAAAGCUUCCGAUUUCAACAAAUCUCUGGCACACAUCAACCGUUUCGUGUGUUUUACUUAAACAUUCAAGUACUACAUUGUUUGGCCGAAUCAAACAUAUAUAUGAUGAGGUUCAAAUUUGGCUAACGUCGAAAUGUGUACGAGAGAGAAGCGUCCAAUACGUAUAUCAGAAAGAGUGCACCGAUGGCGUCCGUGGCCGCGUCACUCGGGUUGCUAGGCAACGAGGGCUUCUAUAUCUUUCUAAAACACGUAUUGCACGUUUCUCGCGCCUCUCGUACACGUAACGGCGUCAGUGGUAUUUGGUUUUUAGUGUAUAUGAUUUCAUUUUAUUGCACCACCACGGUGGCUUUGUUCAACUACACUGACAAUAAUGAUAGUAGGAAGACAGAUAAAUAAAAUAUUCUGGCAUUAUUGUUAUUGUAUUUUAAAAAGGCCACCGUGAUGGUCAAAAAAUCGUACAAUACACAGGAAUUUAAACAUAUAUGUGGCUAGACUAUAUGAACAUAAAAACCACAUUAAGUUCAAGUGUCUCACAGUGAACUUCUCUGCACUUUUUCAAAUCCUCUUAUUUUUAAUAUUGUUUUCCUUCAGACUUAUACCCUCAGACCAAGAGGACUUGAAGAAACAGAACAUUGACAUGAUCAAAAUAGUGGUAUGCAACUUAUAUCCUUUUGUGGAGACUGUUAACACACCUAAUGUCACACUGGAUAAUGCAGUAGAGAACAUCGACAUUGGUGGUGUGACUUUACUAAGGGCAGCUGCCAAAAAUCAUUCAAGGGUGACAGUGGUAGUUGAUCCUGAUGAUUAUCCCAAGAUUAUCAGUGAAAUGAGGAAUACCGCUAAUCAGGAUACCUCUUUGCAGACAAGGCAAAACUUGGCACUGAAAGCCUUCACGCACACAGCCGAGUACGAUCUGGCUAUCACAGACUACUGCAGGAAGCAGUUCUCUGCUGGAACCUCCCAGCUAUCUCUAAGAUAUGGCAUGAACCCACACCAGAAGCCAGCCCAGUUAUUCACCACUUUGCCAAGACUGCCUUUAACUGUCGUUAAUGGAGCUCCAGGAUACAUCAAUUUAUGUGAUGCCUUGAAUGCCUGGCAGUUGGUUAAAGAGCUUAAGGAAGCUUUGGGUAUACCGGCUGCUACCAGUUUCAAACACGUUUCGCCAGCCGGAGCUGCUGUGGGAAUUCCUCUGGAUAAAACAGGCGCUAAGUUAUGUAUGGUAGAGGACAUCCACGAUCAAUUGACACCUAUAGCGACCGCUUACGCCAGAGCUCGAGGAGCUGACAGAAUGUCGUCUUUCGGGGACUUUGUAGCCCUGUCAGAUGAAUGUGACGGUAUUACCGCCAAGAUUAUAUCUAGGGAGGUGUCGGAUGGCAUCAUAGCUCCUGGAUACACCACUGAAGCCUUGCAAAUACUUAGCAAGAAGAAGAAUGGCAACUACUGUAUUCUACAGAUUGAUCCAUCGUAUGUCCCAGACCCAAUAGAACGUAAACUCCUGUUUGGUUUAACUUUGGAGCAGCAACGUAACAACGCAGUGAUAGACAAGUCUUUGUUCACUAACAUUGUUUCCGACAACAAAAACUUACCAGAAUGUGCGGUUAGGGAUCUCAUCGUUGCCACCAUAGCACUGAAGUACACGCAGAGUAAUUCUGUCUGUUAUGCGAAAGAUGGUCAGGUCAUCGGUAUUGGUGCAGGUCAACAGUCUAGGAUUCAUUGUACAAGAUUGGCCGGCAGCAAAGCAGAUAACUGGUGGUUGAGGCAGCAUCCUAAAGUAUUAGGUAUGAAGUUCAAAAAAGGAACCAAGAGGGCAGAAAUCUCGAAUGCUAUUGAUAACUUUGUCAGUGGCACAGUUGGUAAAGACAUGGACAGGUCGUUCUUCGAAUCUAUGUUUGAUGAAGUACCAAUAGAAUUUACCGAAACCGAAGUAUCCACUUGGUUGAGUAAACUUAGCGGCGUAGCAUUGGGAUCUGAUGCAUUCUUCCCAUUCAGAGAUAAUGUCGAAAGAGCUAGAUUGAGUGGAGUAUCAUACAUUGGCGCCCCAUCCGGAUCUACGAACGACGCUCACGUCAUCCAAGCAUGUAAUGAACAUAACAUCGUACUCGCACAUACAAACUUGCGACUUUUCCAUCACUAGAUACUAUAUUAUGUUUUUGUAUUGAAUAUUCUUACUGUGAAAAAUAAAAAUUCCACAUUUAA
This is a messenger RNA of Acanthoscelides obtectus, 3508 nucleotides long. The record is from the annotation of a GenBank genome assembly. Lineage: Eukaryota; Metazoa; Arthropoda; Insecta; Coleoptera; Chrysomelidae.